Molecule: messenger RNA, 1140 nt
Organism: Alternaria postmessia
Lineage: Eukaryota; Fungi; Ascomycota; Dothideomycetes; Pleosporales; Pleosporaceae
Exons: 3
Coding region: 1-1140 (379 amino acids)
Source: RefSeq, a predicted model, not a curated record
AUGGGCUCAUCAGACGAGAAUAUUUCCGGUACGGAGCCUCUAAACGAGAAUUCUUCGAACCAGGAGCCUUCAAUCGAGGGAGCCUCGGAGCUGGAGACCCCGGAGCGGAUACCACCAAGGCAAAAUUCCUCGAGCAUAGCACCAUCAAGCAUUCGGUCAGCGAUAUUACAACCAUACCUCGGCUAUCUACAUCACUGGAAAGAAUACCAGCGUAAUGUGAUACACCAUUGGGAGAGUGCAGGUUGCAAGGCGAUUUUCGACGAACUCAAAGAUCACGAAAUGUAUAUGCCACGACCUGCAGCGAAAGUCGACGGCGAAGACAUCGUCGCCGAAGAAAACGACACCGCCAAUAAAGACAGCGCAGUUAGAGAUGCCAGUGUCGCUAAUGAAGACAACGGUGGUGAAGGUAACCUUGCUGGCGAAGACUACACAGGUUCUGCAAAAUUGGAAGACAUGUUUCGACGCGAGGUAGCGGAGAUCGUGGAGAUAGUCUACAACGAAAUGCUUACUACACGGAUGAUGAAGCAAUUGGGUGCUUAUAGGCAACCAGAACGCAUUCUACUUAGCAAAGCUUUGUUAGAUCCCAAACUCGGGCCCAAAUUCCGGUUUCGCGCGAGGCCUAUAGGUCAGAAUCUAGAGCCGAAGCCGAGACUGAUCGGCCAUGUAGAGUAUUUGGGAGGAAGACCGGGAGCGUUGACCUGGGCCGUUGAGGAGGCGGGCAAGAACUCUUGGGGGAGUCUGAGAUGCGUACUGGGAGAUAUAGCUUGGUGCAUGUUGAAGAUCAGCACAAGCUAUGGUUUCCUCGUGAGCAGCGAUGAGGUCAUGUUUCUACGUCUCGAUGUCAACACGUGUAUUGAAGAGGUUGACAUCAACAUACUCCAACCUGAGCUGUCUCCACUAUUCGACUGGGUCGAUGUCCUGCAAGAGCCACAUCUCUUCUACUCAGAUCCCAUCAAGUUUACCGAUGCAUUUGAUUCAGCGGAGGGAAAGAUUACGGUGAAGAUGGGUUUGUUGCAUAUGAUCCACGAAAUCGUAGUCAAGGAUUGGGAGUUGCAGGACAACAAAGGGAGAUGCGCUGGGUAUUUCAAGAGAACGGAGGCUGGAGAAAAAUGGGUGAUGAAGCCGCCGAGGAGACGGUAG